This is a messenger RNA of Clupea harengus (Atlantic herring), 1792 nucleotides long. RefSeq lists its product as uncharacterized. NCBI's taxonomy places the organism in Eukaryota, Metazoa, Chordata, Actinopteri, Clupeiformes, Clupeidae. The coding region runs from base 758 to 1507 and encodes 249 amino acids. The record is from RefSeq and is a predicted model, not a curated record. Gene Ontology annotation, molecular function: ubiquitin protein ligase activity; zinc ion binding. The transcript has 3 exons.
AAUGCUUGCAGCGUAAGUUCUCACAACACCCCUAGAAGGAAGCAUGUUUGGCUACAGAUGAUUGCUCACAGUGAAACCCACUUCAAGGUGAGUGGGUUGCUAAGCAACCAGUUGUCAAAUAGAACUCUGCCUCACCAACAAGCAGUGAGGUCACAAUCAGCUAAGAUUCUUUGAAUGUGUUUACAGCUUCUUUCAUUCUAAUCCUGAACACUUUGAGAUGAACAUGGAUACCCUCUGUAGCGAACUCUCUUGUCCUAUUUGCCUGGAAAUAUUCACUCCACCUAUUUUGGAGCUGCCCUGCUGCCAUAACUACUGUAAGAAAUGUGUCCAGCAAACUAUCGAUGCUCAAAAUAGUCCUCGCAAUAACGGACAAUUUGUUUGUCCCAUGUGCCGCAAGUCGACACACCUACGCGGCAAAGGAAUUAAUGGGAUUAAAAGGAACCUAUUUGCUGAAAAUGUGCUGGAUAAGAUCAAACAAGACAUUAAGAAUAUGGCUAAAGAAGAGCUGACCAGAAAAGAGCUGUGCCCUCAACAUGAUGAGGAGGAAAAUCUGGUAAACCAGACCUGAAUAUAUGUAUAUAUUUCAGGUCCAAUCUAUUUCUUAUGAAAAAAUGUCUCUAAAAUUCUGAGCAUAGUGUAGAGCUGAAACUGAGUUUUUUCUUUCCUGCAGUACUGUCUGACAGACAAUCAACCAAUCUGCAGCACCUGCAAGAUUUUUGGAGACCACAGUGCCCAUGAGAUUGCUAGGAUAGAUGAUAUGUACAAGGUGCGAAAGGAGAGCUUUGCUAUGCAGAUGAAGAUUGUGCUGUCCAAAUGUGAUGGACAUGCCAACAUUAUCGAGGAGCUGGGACAUAACAUACAACUGCUUCUGUUCAGCAAAAAGCAGACUCAGGACUUCGUAAAUAAAGUUGGAGACAGCCUGAUCUGGGAGAUCCAGAUGAAAGUGUCUGCGCUCCUUAUGCGGAUUGAAGCUGAAAGUGACAUGAAGUCCAAACGCAUGCAGGACGGCCUAGAGGUGCUCAACGAGCCUAAAAUGCUCUAUGAAGAGAUGGUCCAACAUGUCGAACAGACCAAAACACCCCUUGAGUUUCUCAAGAAGGAGGCGUCUCUAAGGGCGAGAGCUGAAAAGCUUGUCAUGCUUGAUGAGCUUGGCCCGGAGUACAAAGACUACGUCUCGCACGGCAAGUACCUUGAGGAGCUAUUGACCGGCUUCGAUGUAAAAAAGAUGGGCAAAGUGAAAAGAAAAGGUCUCGUGAGGAAAAUCUCUCAGGUCCUGAAAGUCUGGAAAUCCGACAGAAAACAUUUUGAUCUUACUGCUUACCGAAGUUUAGAUUUGAUGCUGACAAAAAUCGCGUCUCUUGAGCAAGAGCAAAACAACGAUUCCGAUAACAGCUUGAGUUGGGAACUUGAAAGCUCCUCUGAAGAAGACGACGAGGAUCCCAGUGACGCAAAGGAUGCCACAACAUCUAAGCACAAAGUGCUACAAAGGUUAAAGUGCAACGUCUAAGCACACCGAGUGCUGAAUAAGAACGCGACUGCAUUCAAAUGUAUCAUACUUUUACAUCAAGUUUAUUAAAGAUCAAUAAAUAUUAGUUCUUCAUCAACCUGGUCUCUCUCAAGCGCCUCACCCUACUGAAAUUAAAUUGUUUUUAAAAUCCAAUUUAGCGACAUCUGGCGUUCAUAUGAAGAAACUAGGGUUACUCUUUAAUGGGACACCUAAUCGUAACAACAUUGUGAUGCACCAAAACAAUUAAUUUCUAUAUACAAGACAGUAUCUAUGUGUAGGUUUAAA